CCUCGCUCUGACAGACUGCUUACGUCUGCACACACCGAACGCGGACAAAAAUUGUAAAUACGUGCGUCGAAUCAGCUGUCAGAAAGGUGGAGGCAAGGGCAGGCAUAAGAAUGUAAACGUAACAACGGCAUAACAGUCGGUGUAAUUUAUAUUUAGUACGGCGAGGGCAGAAAAUGUCUCCCUUCACAAAAACAGCAGCACGAUACAACGUCAUUUUAGGAGAGCGAGGCGCGCAUCAGAACGGAAUCAGUAGCUCGGCAUCUGCUUCUCCGGUGACCGACGAGCUCUAAAGCAAGAAUAUUAAUAUUAAUAUCAGCGCGAAGUGCGCCGCCACCGCCGACAUAUCUGUUUAUCUGCGGUCUCUGUAUUCAUUACCGAGAAGUCGUCUCGCGGUUAGUGUGCAGGGACUAACAGACUGCAUUUGUGAAUGGUUCUAUGGGCCUGCUUUGAACGGAUGUUUUUUUUUUUUCCCUAACGUCGCAGUGAACUGCACCAUGGAUAGCGAAGCGCUUUCUCAUCGUGCUCCGCGCGGAGGGUGAAUGGGGAUGAGGAUGUUGUUUACAAAAAGCAGCCAGCCGUCAGCGCACUGAUGCUCGGUCUCCUCGCAUUUCAUUUUACAUCUAAUCUUUUAUGACACGGUUGGAAAUUACUGUCCCCUCCGUCUUUCCUCUAUGAAGAGGGCAAUGUCAUCGUCAGCAGACCGGCGUGGAUUUGUUGUUGUCUGAUUUUACUACUUGUCCUCUGCAAUCCGACUUCACAUCAUCGUUUAUGUAACUGGGACGGGGGAAAACUUCAAAAUCCCUCCCCCUGCUCCUAAUUGGUCCUCUAUACCAUGAGCUCUGGCUCCGCCCAGGAUGUGGCGGUGGAGAAUUUCCUGCGUGACAUAGAGAGGCGGGGCCAGUGGCUGCACUGCGCUGUUAUUGGCUGUGAGGAGGAGCAUCCCCGUGGCGACAUGAACCUUUUGUACCGCAAAAGUCGACUGGACUGGAGACACAGAGAUCAGGAGGGCAAGAAAAGCUCCAAUUAUAAAGAUGCCUCCUCUGCGACGGUUGGGAAAGUUCGGGAUCUGGCGUCAUUUCGACGUCAUUUCCGAAUGGGAUUUAUGACGAUGCCGGCGUCCCAGGACCUUUCGCCUCACACUUGUGCGGCCGCCAUGGCCCCACGCUCUCAAUCCUGCCAUGCUGUGGGCACUGGUGAGGGAGAGGAGAUGGAGAACGGAUAUUAUCCAGACUCAGACCCCCAAAACCAGUCAAAUCCCUCCCGCUGUCCCCCAGCCAAGCCUAAACGCCACCCCAAUACUCGCCUCAGCUCCACACCUCAGCAGGAGCAUCCUUCCCGAGGGGUUCACGCACCACCUGACACUCCGCCACCUCCACCUCCCAAUCACCCACCCAAACACCCAGAGAAGCGGAAUGCAAUGAAGAAAUCUGAUUCAGGUGAAAUGUCAGGACGGAAGGUUCCUCCCUUGAAGCCCAAGCGGAGUCCAAGCACACAGCUCUCCUUUGACCCUCCGCCCCCUCGGGUCCCGCCCCCAACCACACCCCUUCCCUUCCAGAGCUCUGAACCCUCUCCACGGGGUGAGGGGGGGGAUGACGAGCCAGUUUACAUUGAAAUGGUGGGCCAGGUCUUUACGCGAGAGACUCACAGUGCCCCUACUCCUCACCCGCUCACACCCUCCGCCACCACGCCUGAUUCCGACUCAGACCAAGGAGAGGCCAUUUAUGAAGAGAUGAAGUACCCCCUACCAGACGACGCAGCUCGAGAAGCCCACCGCCGCUUGCCACUGAAACACGAGCGUAUCAAGUCCUCAAAAGCGUACCACUCCUCCAUCAUCUCAUCCUCUUCAUCCUCCACCUCCUCCUCACUCCCACGGCCCUCGUCCUCUUCUCCAGCUUGUUCUUCCUCCAAGCCUAAAGCAGCUGUCUCCAUCUCUCACUCCUCUCCUCUGCCUUCAUCUUGCUCUUCUGCAUCCUCCACUCCCGUACCGCAAGUCCUCUCCUCCUCACCACACCCUCCCCGUGCUCCCACACCCUUUCUACUGCCAGGGUCCAAGCCUGAGCAUGAGCCCAGCUCCAGUAAGAUCCCAGCACCCUUCCCCAAUUUGCUCCAGCACAAGCCUCCACUCCUGGCGUUUCCCCAGCCGGCUGCUGCCUCCAGUGGGGUAGGGGCUCAACACAAGACGAGCUCGGCCAAGAUCAGCGUGCAAUCAGCCUCCAGUCUGCCAGCAUCUACUAGCACCUCCUCCAGCACGAGCUCCACCAGCACUUCCAAAGAGUCCUCUGGAGUUGAGAAGGAACGGGAGAAGGAUAGGAGGGACGGACAGCUGGGGCCGGCACCAGGACUCAGAGCCCGCAGUCAUUCCACUCCUCUUCCUCCAUCGUCGAAGUCCUCCUCUCCAUAUUCUCACCACCAUCAUCACCACCACCCUCACCACAGGCCUUCCCACUAUCACCAUUACCGCAAGCCUGAGAAAGAGUCAUCAUCAUCGAGCAAAGGGUCAGGACAGUCCUCCACCCAGACGCAAACACAGCCUAAGGAGGGCAAGUCUGUCAGUUUCUUGCUCAAGUCUGACAAAUCUGAGAGGGAAAGGGAUCGAGAAAGGGAUCGUGAACGUGAACGUGAACGAGAACGAGAACGAGACCUGAGCACGCCAUCAUCCAGUCAUUCUGAUACCUCUGCCUCAAGCGCAUACACACACACUUCUCAAACCGGCACGAGCACCACGCCAACCCCAAGUCAACCAUCAUCGUCCACAGCAGCCACGCCACCUUCCACCUCUUCUUCUUCCGCACAGCGCCCUCCAUCUCGCUCUCACAUGCACCGGUCGCACACCCCGCACUUGUCUCAUGGCCUUCCUGCUUACAAACCUCCCCCCUCCGACAGCCCCCUGCUCUGGACCUACCCCUCGGUUGGCUUCCGUCGCCCACCUGCCUACGAUAGCCUACGUGGAGGCUCACAGUUGCCAUCCUUGCACACAGACCCCACUAAAACUGGAUCCGCAGCCCAGGCAUUGCAGGCCAAGGCCGGGUUCAUUCCCUGGGAGAGCGCAGCUGCCUUAGGGCUCACCGAAGAACAGGUUUACUGGCCCAUGCAUCGAAAAUUAUCAUUCAGUCAUGGGAGCCGAGACACUGAGAAGGAAGAUGGAGGUGCAUGGAAUGGCAGUGCAGAUGCUCUAUUGAGGAGAGAGCGGGAUGACCUAGCAGCCAUGCGGAGUGGCGGACACUCUGGAAUACCUGUGCGGGCAACAGGGAGACACAGCGAGAGCUUGGCUGGGGCGGAUGGACCACCAGGGUUGAGAGGACUAAUACGAGCGGGACUGCCCUUACCCUGCCAAACCUUCCCAGCAUGCCGCAAUGGAGAGUUGGGUCGCCUUGGCAGAUCUUCCUCCACAUCAGGAGUGAGACAAGUGGGUGGUGACGUUCAAAGGCAGAGCAGCCUGCCGGCCAGAGAAGCACUCAGCCAGUUCCAUGCUCUCUCGCAGGUUCAGGCUCCCUGCAGUCCGUCUCUGAGCCGACAGCAGCAGUACCAGCACCAGCAGCAGGUCCAGCUCCAGUUCCAGCAGCUGGCUCAGCUCGCCGCGCAGGCCCAGGCUCCCCUCGGCACGGGCACAGCGGGCACCUCCACAGCCCCGGCUCAACGUGACGGCAAGCUCCUGGAGGUGAUAGAGAGAAAGCGCUGCCUGUGUAAGGAGAUUAAGGCUCAUCGCCGACCGGAUAAGAGCUUAUGUAAGCAGGACAGUAUGCCUAUUUUACCCAGCUGGAGGAAAACGCCGGAGCCCCGCAAGACUGGAACGCCGCCCUGCCAGAGGCCACAGGCUGUGGUGUGGGACACGGCCAUCUGACCGAGGCAGAGAGAGCAAACAAGGGUUAGGGAGUAAGAAAGACAUGACUGAGGGAGACAGAUGGAGUAACAACCUUUCUUCUUUUUUUCUCUUUUGCGUGUGAAAAGACAAAAUGGGAAUCUUAGGGGAAAUGAGAGAAGUGGCCUUUGAGUGAAGAGAUUAAAAUAA
Molecule: messenger RNA, 4009 nt
Organism: Labeo rohita (rohu)
Lineage: Eukaryota; Metazoa; Chordata; Actinopteri; Cypriniformes; Cyprinidae
Product: neuronal tyrosine-phosphorylated phosphoinositide-3-kinase adapter 1
Exons: 7
Coding region: 833-3841 (1002 amino acids)
Biological process (GO): neuron projection morphogenesis; phosphatidylinositol 3-kinase/protein kinase B signal transduction
Source: RefSeq, a predicted model, not a curated record